AUAGAUCAAUGGCGAUAGCACUAGGAGUAGACGGUGUGGGUGAGUGGGCAUGGACAUGGUGGCUGGGCCUCGCCUCGGGCGCUGUCCCGCUGCUCUGGCUCGCCGCCUGGCACUCCGCCGACGCGUGGUACCGCGCCGCCUUCUUCCUCAGGCACGGCGGCCGGCGCCGCCUCCCGCCGGGCCACAUGGGCCUGCCCUUCCUCGGCGAGACGCUCUCCUUCACCUGGCACUUCAAGCUCGCGCGCCGCCCGGACGACUUCAUCACCGCCAAGAGGCGCGUGCACGGCGCCGGGGCCGGCAUCUACCGGACGCACCUCUUCGGCUCUCCCGCCGUCAUCGUGUGCUCGCCGGCCGCCAACAAGUUCGUGUUCCAGUCUGCCGACAACUUCGGUGUACGGUGGCCCAUGCCGGAGCUCAUCGGGCAGAACUCCGUGGUGAACGUGGAGGGCGCCAGCCACGCCAGGCUCCGUGGGUUCAUCCUCGCCGCCAUCAACCGGCCCGGCUCGCUCCGGACCAUCGCCGCCGUCGUGCAGCCACGCGUCGUGGCGGCGCUGGCUGCGUGGGCAGACAUGGGGACCAUGGUCGCGGCCGCCGAGAUCAAGAAAGUGACAUUCGCGAACAUAUGCAAAAUGUUCAUAAGCGUGGAGCCGUCGCCAUUGACUGAGCAGAUCGACCAGUGGUUCGACAGCCUCAUGGCUGGACUCAGGGCAUUCCCCUUGGAUUUUCCAGGGACGGCAUUUCACGGCGCUCGCAAGUGUCGUCGGAAGCUGAACUCGGUCUUCCGGCAGGAGCUGGAGGCGAGGAAGAAGGUGAACAAGGAGUGUGAUGAUCUAAUGAGCGGGCUGAUGCGCACCGAGGACAAGCACGGAAAGAGGUUGAGCGAUGAGGAGAUGGUGGACAACAUGGUCAACCUCGUUGUUGCCGGCUACGAAUCAACCGCCAGCGCCAUCAUGUGGGCUAUCUACCACCUCGCCAAAUCCCCCGCCGCCCUCGCCAAGCUCCGGAAGGAGAAUGUGGCAGUGAGCGAAAGCAAAGGUGGUUCAUUGAUGAUCACCCAUGAUGACCUCCCGAGGAUGAAGUACACGGCUAAGGUGGUGGAGGAGACGAUCCGAAUGGCCAACAUCGCGCCCAUGGUGCACCGCGUAGCGAACCGGGACGUGGAGUAUGGUGGGUACACAAUCCCAGCUGGGUGGCCGGUGCUUGUGUGGGUGAGGUCAUUGCACACCGACCCUGUCUACUAUCAGGACCCCCUCACCUUCAACCCUGACAGAUGGGAUGAACCAGUGAAGCCAGGGACGUAUCAGGCCUUCGGUGGCGGGUAUAGGAUUUGCCCGGGCAACAUGCUCGCGAAGUUGCAGCUCACCAUCAUGCUCCACCACCUCUCCAUUGGUUAUGAAUGGGAGCUGUUGAAUCCUGAUGCAAAGAUCAAUUACCUUCCACACCCAAGGCCAGUGGACGGCGCAGCCAUGACCUUCCGUAAGCUUAGAGCUUGAUGGAGAUGCGUUCAAUGAUAUUUUUUCUAGCUAUGUUAGUGCAUCAAUGAUAACUAG
Hordeum vulgare subsp. vulgare (domesticated barley) is the source of this 1550-nucleotide messenger RNA. RefSeq names its product ent-kaurenoic acid oxidase 1-like. Gene Ontology annotation, molecular function: monooxygenase activity; heme binding; oxidoreductase activity, acting on paired donors, with incorporation or reduction of molecular oxygen. Gene Ontology annotation, biological process: sterol metabolic process; brassinosteroid biosynthetic process; multicellular organism development. Bases 9 to 1493 code for a protein of 494 amino acids. The record is from RefSeq and is a predicted model, not a curated record. NCBI's taxonomy places the organism in Eukaryota, Viridiplantae, Streptophyta, Magnoliopsida, Poales, Poaceae. The transcript is spliced from 5 exons.